Messenger RNA from Drosophila kikkawai, 1650 nucleotides. Its product is annotated as AF4/FMR2 family member 1-like. NCBI's taxonomy places the organism in Eukaryota, Metazoa, Arthropoda, Insecta, Diptera, Drosophilidae. The record is from RefSeq and is a predicted model, not a curated record.
AUGGACGGACAAGGCCAUCCGCCGACUCCCGCCCCGACGUCCGACACCGCAUGGAUGUACUGUGCGGUUGACGAGCUCCGUCAAGCACUCCAAGGCGCCGGGCCAAGCCCGCCGCGUCCCAGCGACAGCCUCUUCGCCCAUAGCGCCGUCCUCUUCCGACCACGGGCUCUACCCGCCGACGUCACCAUAGAGGCGAACUCCGUCAACCACGCCGGGCCCCGUCGGCCCUCUACACAGGGGAUGCCACCCCUGGUGCCCCUGCUCGCCGGCCUCAUUGGGCCUCAACGGACCCCUCCGGAAGUCGUUCUUCGCGACGAUGACGAGGAGGAGGCCCACCAGCACGACGGCGCUGGACCCCACCCAGCACCCUUAAGGGGCAUGCCGCUCCAGGCACCCCUGCGCACCGGCCACCUAGGGCCGCAGGCGCCUCCUCCGGAAGUUGCCCCUCACAACGGCAAUGACGAGGAGGAGGUGCCACGUGACGAUCGUUUCGGACCCCUUCGGGUCGAUCUGACUCCGCCCCGACCACGCGAUGCUCCACCCGGAGAUCGGGCACCCUCCGCCGACGCCGAGGACGCCCAGAACCCAGCCGUCUCCCCGCCAGACGACUGGUUCAAUUUCGACCACCUGGUGGAGGAUACCCUGGGAGAACUGGUUGACGCCUUCGACACCCUGGACGAGGCGAUUCUGGUCCUCAACCAAGGUGGCCCAUCCCACGGGGAAGCCCCCAGAGAAGAGCCGCAGGCGGUCGCUGCUCUCGGACCUCUGGGCGCGGCGUACGACCUGGUCUCCGACGACGAGGGCCGUGACAACCAAACACCUCGUCACUAUAACCCAACCGGCGAUGACGGCGACGACAGCGAUGCGACGGUGAUCUACGACCCCACCGCGGAGGACAGCCGUGAUAUCCGCAGGAGACGCCGCCCACGGCCGGCCCCGAGCGACAACCGGGCCCCGCCGUACAUGGGCGAGGUAGAAGCCGCCCUGAUAGAAUGCUUCGGGGAGAUACCAGUGGACGUGCUCGACUGGGGAAGCGGCACCAACACAGCGUCAACCAUCUCGGCCGACGAGGACGAGGCCAGCCGGGAGGGCCGCCAGUCAGACGCCUCGCGACCUCCUUCCACCGGACCCGCUGAUGACGCAUCGGCAUCGACAAUCUCGGCCGACGAGGACGAGACUAGCCAGGACAGUGGCUGGUCCUACGCCCCGCGAUCGCCGCCCCCACGCUGGACUCCACCCAGCACCACGCCGCUACAAAGCUGGGCCCCAGCCGCUACCAGUCGCAGCCGACCCCCUCCGCCCUCCUACGAGGAGAUAUUUGGCCUGGGACCAUACUCCGGUCCUCACGCUACCGCCCGAUGCGCCGCGGUGACCGCCAGUCGCGAUCCUCGACCCCGCCUGCCCACCAUUGCGGAGCUGGCCGCAGAAGAGGCGCGUCGAAGAGCGGAGGACCUCAGCGAGGAGCUCGGCAACCCACCGGUUGCCCAACCGCCGACGAAUGGCCCACCACCAUCACCGACCCCACGCCGCCGAGCACGGCGCAGGAGCGCACCAUGGGCAGACAGCCCACCCAGCUCGUCCGACGAGUCAUCAUUGGACGCCGACGAGGGAGCCCUCAACCCUCCCCCCGCUGGGUACCGGCUCCAGUAG